CAAAAAUGGUUCGUUCCUUCUUUACAAAAUACAGUGGCACAGCUGCCAUAAGCCGACUUUUUUAAGGACUUUUCUUAUUCUCCCCAAAAAGUAAAGAUCUACCACAUUAAAAUACGGAGUCCACCGGUAGAAAUUAAAAAAAUCUCAUUAAAAAGGUAUUCCUUGAUAUUAGAAAUUAGUGAUAUGUGAAAGAAGUCUUGAGAAAAUGAUUUUUUUUUAAAUUUUAACACCCUUGCGAAAUGAUAUUCAUACAGAAAAAUUAUUUAAGAUGAUGAAUACGCUGUUAAACAUGGGAGACUAUAAUUGGGAACGCACAUUGCUUUCAGUUAAACCCGGUGCAUCUAGCGGUAAUUUCAAAAAGCUUAACAAAUUGCAAAAUUGGAAUCAGUAAGAAGAAGAAGAAUUGUAAUUUCCACAACUGUAGUUAAAAAAGAACCUUCGUAUUUUAAGAAUCUUGAUAUUAGUUUUAAAUGGAUCCUAAAAUUGCCAAAAAGUUAUUUGAAAAUGGGGCGAUUUUUGUACUGCUAAAUGUUCCAGAGGGUACAGAAUUUGGUAUUGAUUUAAAAUCAUGGAAUACUGGAGAGAAAUUUCGUGGAGUUAAAAUGGUGCCACCGGGUAUACAUUACAUUUUUUACAGUUCUGUGAGCAAUACAGGUGAUACAGCACCAAGAACAGGAUUUUUUCACUUUUUUAAGAAGUCCGAAGUGUAUGUGAAAAAGUGGGAUAACAUUACACAAGGUAUCAGCACGGAAGAAGUAUCCAAUAAAGAUGUUGGAUUAACUGAUAAUUUAAAAGUGUUGGACCGUUUCUUAGGGCCAUACCCUUAUGAUAUACUAGAUAGGUGGAAAAUAUUAACUGCAAAUAUUACAGAAAAUUUAUUAAAAAAACUGAAUCCUCUGUGUGGCGAAGUCCGUUCUGCAUUAGAAUUAGAAAACUGUUGUGAUGCUGACAGACCAAGAGGCAGUAGAUCGGAGACUGGGGAGUCAUCAUCUAAGAGAUUGAGAAACUCUCAUGGUGAAGAUGAUUUAUUACCUUACUUACAACCUAAAGAUGGAACAGAAUUGCGGUUAACACAAUUUCCUGAGAAAUGUUAUCCUGAAGGUUCAUCACCAUCUGAAAUUACUACACAUUCUUUGGACUCAACAUAUGUCCUUGAGAAAAUGAUCCAUACUUAUUUACAACCUACCGAUAUAUUAGGAGAACUAGAACUCUGUUAUAUCUGUUUCUUAGUGGGACAUAGUUUGGAGGCAUUUGAGCAAUGGAAAAAAUUAUUUAGUCUUUUAUGUUCCUGUGAGAGAGCUUUAAUUAAAUACCGCAAAAUAUAUGACUUAUUUUUAAAUGUAGUAGAAUUGCAAGUAAAGGAAGUACCUGAAGAAUUUAUAGCAGACAUAGUGACGAAUAAUAAUUUUGUUUAUGCAAAGUUAAGAGAUCUCUUUAGAUUUAUUCGCAACUCUGAUGCUGAUGAUCAACUGAAAUGUAAAGCCGAAAGAUUAAGAAAAUCAUUAAAACAUAGUUGUAAAUGGGAUUUUGGAAAUUUGGACUUGGAAGAAGAAGAUGAAGCUCCUGUUGUUGUUGAAUUAGGCUAGUGUAUAUUGUAUUUUGUAAUGUUGUAUCUAAAAACCACUAACCUAAUAUAAGU
Messenger RNA from Cylas formicarius (sweet potato weevil), 1639 nucleotides. Its product is annotated as protein AAR2 homolog. The record is from RefSeq and is a predicted model, not a curated record. The transcript is spliced from 3 exons. Gene Ontology annotation, biological process: spliceosomal tri-snRNP complex assembly. The coding region runs from base 471 to 1586 and encodes 371 amino acids. NCBI's taxonomy places the organism in Eukaryota, Metazoa, Arthropoda, Insecta, Coleoptera, Brentidae.